This is a messenger RNA of Micropterus salmoides (largemouth bass), 6812 nucleotides long. RefSeq names its product F-BAR and double SH3 domains protein 2-like. Lineage: Eukaryota; Metazoa; Chordata; Actinopteri; Centrarchiformes; Centrarchidae. Gene Ontology annotation, molecular function: protein binding. The record is from RefSeq and is a predicted model, not a curated record. Gene Ontology annotation, biological process: neuromuscular synaptic transmission; regulation of actin filament polymerization. The transcript has 21 exons. Gene Ontology annotation, cellular component: recycling endosome; neuromuscular junction. Bases 347 to 2629 code for a protein of 760 amino acids.
CCCCCAUCCCUGCCCUCGGCUUUUUUCUCCCCGCCUGUCUGCUCUGCUGCUUCACAACACAGUACAGUACAGUACACACUAGUCCUCUAGUAGUGGCAGCAACCAACACAAGUGUGUAGAGUCUCUCCUCGGAGCUUCAGUUUCUGUUCUGUAUAAACCAGCCAUUUAUCAUCAAUCAUGGCCGCCGGAGUACAAAUUUAACUCCCGUCUUUCCUCCCUGUCGUCUGGAGGGGAGGAUUUUUGUUUGGGGAAACUAAAAAAUAUUAGUCCCACACUGAUUUUGGAUUUCCUCUUGGAAUUACAAUACAUCUCACAAGGGAAAUACCAUUCAUGUCAAUACUCCAAAAUGCAGCCGCCGCCGAGGAAGGUCAAAGUGACACAGGAGCUGAAAAACACACACACAGAGCAGAUGACAAGGCUGCACUUUAAACACCAGACCGAAUGUGACCUGCUGGAAGACAUGAGGAGCUACAGUCUGAAGAAGGGACAGCUGGAGAGGGACUAUGCACAGGCUCUGCAGAAGUUAGCGAGCCAGUACCUAAAGAGGGACUGGCCUGGAAUCAACCCUGAUGACCAGAGAACAGACUACAGGAAUGUGUAUGCAGUGUGGAGGUCCUACUUAGAAGGCACAGUGCAGGUGAGCCAGUCCAGACUCAACGUGUGCGACAACUACAAAAGUCAAGUAUCCGAGCCCGCUAAGACUGUUAGACUCUACAAGGAGCAGCAGCUCAAAAAGACCAUAGAUCAGUUGAGUGGCAUUCAAGCAGAGCUGCAGGAGUCGGUGAAAGAGUUGGCCAAAGCCAAGAAAAAAUACUAUGACUGUGAGCAGGUUGCCCACGCCGUACGGGAGAAGGCGGACAUAGAGGCCAAGUCUAAACUGGGUCUUUUUCAGUCAAGAAUUAGUUUACAGAAAGCAAGUGUAAAGUUGAAAGCCAAGAGAAAUGACUGUAACUCCAAGGCGACACAGGCCAGGAAUGACUACUUGCUAACACUAGCUGCUGCCAACGCUCACCAUGACCGGUACUACCAUACAGAUCUACUGCACUGCAUACAGGCCCUGGAUGGCAGGAUCUACGAGCAUGUGAAAGACUACCUAGUAGCACUGUGUCGCACCGAGCUAGAGGCCUCCCAAGCCACACACAACACCUUCCAGUUCCUGUUGGAUAAAUCAACCAGGAUAAUACAAGAGUUCAACCAGCAGUUGUUCAUGCAGGAGAACCCUGUGUUUCACAAAGCACACGACUUCCAGUUCCAGCCCAGCGAAUGUGACACGCUGGAAUCAGAGACGGGGACGACAGAGGAGCACAGCCUCAACAAGGAAGCCAGAAAAUGGGCGACCAGAGUGGCCAGAGAACACAAGAAUAUCAUACAUUACAAGAGAUGUCUGGAGGAGUGUGAGGGCCACGGCUUGCCCCCCACAGAACAGGGCAGACUAGAUCUGGAGAUGAAGAUAGAAGACACCAAAGAAAACAUACGCAAAGCUGAGACAAUAAAGUUAAAAGCUGAGGCUCGGUUGGACCUUCUGCGGCAAGUGGGGGUUGCUGUUGAUACCUGGCUGAAGAGCGCCAUGAACCAGGUGAUGGAGGAGCUGGAGAAUGAACGUUGGGCCAGCUACACUUCCCACGAUCCCUCACUGUCGGGCACAGUGGACUUGGAGCGUGAGGAGGGAGAGGAGUGUGAAGAGAAUAUGGAGGUUUUUGACGACAGCAGUUCCAGUCCUUCAGGAACCCUCCGAAACUACCCGCUAACCUGCAAAGUCCUUUACUCGUACAAGGCCUCUCAGCCGGAUGAGUUAACUAUUGAUGAACAGGAGAUGUUGGAGGUCAUUGAGGAUGGGGACAUGGAAGACUGGGUCAAGGCUCGCAAUAAGACAGGUAAAGUGGGCUAUGUGCCAGAGAAAUACCUGCAGUUCCCGACCUCCAACAGUCUGCUGAGCAUGCUCCAGUCUCUGGCUACACUCGAUGCUCGAUCGCACACCUCGUCCAAUUCCACCGAGCCAGAGCUGCACUCCAACUGCAUCAAUGGAGAUGCAAACAUGAUGUAUGUCCGCGCGCUUUAUGAUUACGAGGGCCAGGCAGACGAGGAACUUUCCUUUUCCGAGGGAGCGGUGAUCCGCCUGUUGAGCCGCGACACUCAGACAGACGACGGCUUCUGGGAGGGGGAGCUCAACGGACGGGUGGGCGUCUUCCCCUCCGUCUUAGUAGAAGAUUUCACUGAGAAUGGGACCAGCGGAGGAGUGUUGGGCGACAUACAGAUUUCUCCGUCUCUGAAGCUGCCAUCCUCUCUGCCACCUCUUCCUCUGUAUGACCAACCUCCCAUCAGCCCUUUCACCAGCCCCGAGACCUCCACCCCGCCUCCUCUCCCACGCUCACCCUCCACCGCACUCAAUGGGGAGCACAAGCCUCCACCGCCACCCUCGUCUCACAAGGGACCGCUCUCCACCCACAAUCACAGCUCUGGCAGGAGUCCAGUGUCUCCAGGAUUUCCUCAGCCACUGAGAUUCACCCCUGAAGGAGGCCCGGGCAAACUACGACCUGUGCGAGCUGCUCCUCCUCCACCCAAACAGCACCCUCGCCGACAGCAGGAGAAGAGCGACAAGACAGAGGAGGUGGAGAUCACACUGGUGUGACAGACAGACAAGCUGGCAGGCGGUGACAGAGACAUAAAAAAUAUAAACAGAUGACAAACAUACGUAUCCUACAGGCUGGGGAACUGAACUGAACUGCUCUGAACUGAAGUCAGCUUCAAUAAAGUGAUGUGAAGUAAAACAAACUGAACCACGUCCAACGCCCCCAGCCUCUCCACAUCUUCUCUCCUACUCAAGUUGAAGAGGAGAGCAGAGAGAGGGGAUAAAGGCAGAGUAUCCAAUUAAAUAACUUCCAUAUUAGCUUCCUAAUGAAGUGCAGCAGUAGCCCCUCCCACACACACACACAUCCCUCUCUGCCCUCCCCUGUCCUUCCAUUCUUGCCUUAAAACUUCACCUCAUCGGGCAGCAAACCCGAGCACACUGAAGAGGAGGAAGAAUGUUUAGAGAGGGGAAGUGCGAGGGAAAGUUAAUGAUGGGUUUUGCAAGUGUUCUUUUAUCUUGUUAAGCUUACUUUAUGAUAUUUUAAGGCAGUUUAUCUCUGCACAGGAAUAUCAUUCUGCUACAUUUAAGAAAUUUCACUUUUUCCACUCACUUAUUAACAAAUAAUGAGAGAAGUUAUGGAGCCCUUAAACUGACAAAAUGUAGUAAAGGGUUACAAGACAAGUCAAAAAUAUAAAAUAGAUUGUAAAUAGAAAUGUAGAGCUUUAUACUUAAACAUUUAAUAAUUUAUCUCUGUUUCCACCACAUUUCCAAUUUUCCUUAAGCAUACAAUUGCUUAUUUUUGGGAACUGUAGAGGGCUGUGUGGCUAGCUAGCGUAACUAAAAACACUGAGCACCACCCUUUCAGUUAGCUAACUAGCUGUAGCUAACUAUUGCAUCGCUGUAUAAACUCUACCAACAGUAAUUAAAUCAUUUUAGUCUGGACGCUAUCGCUAACAACGUUGGCUAGCUAGAACUUCUGAUUUUGGUCUAUUUGACAUUUUGAGCAAAGGGACAUUCAACAACACACACAUCUACAAAAUGUUGAGGGUGAGAUAAUAAAGUCCAUAAUGUUACAAUAUUGUUAUGAAGAUAGAAGCAUGUCUCUAAAGAACUUCUGUGAACUUCCACGUAGCGUAGCAAGUAGUAUGCUUGCAAAAAUGCUUUAGCUACCGUUACAAGAGUUUUAUAUAUUAAUGCUCCAGCAGUAUGCAGUACAGUAUGUUGAUAAUCAACAUUAGGUGCAGUAGCUCGUGUAGCUUAAUGUUAAAAGUUAGCUUCAGCUUGGUAGCUAACAAAAAAGGCUUGUCCUCAGUGUUUCUAGCCACCAGUGUUUUCAGGUAAGCUAACUAGCCACACAGUCAUGUGGUAAAGAAAAUUUUGGGAAAAUAGGGACUAGAUAAAUGAUUUACCAAAUAUAAUAAAAUAAGUGAAAGAUAAAUAGAAAAGUAAAAUUUGAAAGUUUUUAUGUAUUUUAUCAGUUAUAAUUUUGACUUAUCGGAUACCUUUUACUAUAGUUUGAGUGUCAGGGAACAAAAAAAGUAAGCUUGAUGUGAGUGAAUUAGUAUAAAACGUGCCGAACAUGUCAUGACUUGGAUUGCAGUUGGGAGUUUCAAGUAAAUGGACAGAGAAACUGGGUGGUGCAUGGAUGCAGUGUCCCCCCUUGCCAGCCCUUCCCUCGACAUAUAUAGUCCUCAUCAUCAUACGUAUUCAAUGUGUAUUAGUACAGUACAUUACUGUUGUCAUAGGAAUGUUAUGCACAGCGUUUCAUAUAGACUAACUCAGCUGAAUGGAGUACCAUGUCUGAUAUGUAGUGGAAGUUUUAUCCUCAUCUUAUACUGAAAGGGCAUUGUAAAUACAAUAUGAAGGAGAGAUGAAAGAAGAAUGGGAAGGAGAGGGUGAAAGAACAAGAUAGAAAAGGGAGGCUGGAUCCUCCCUUCUGCUCUUUUCUCCGCCUCUCUUCCCAUCCUUCCUUUCUUUCUCUCCCUCUUUUCUCUAAUGUCUGUUCUGUCCAUUGGCAAUUGAAUCAGUGGCUAUUGUAUACACACAUACAGUACAGUUACAUUAUAUUACAUUCAUGUUGCUAUAUCUUCUCAUUCUGUGACCCUCUGUGUGCUUAUAUCACUGAUUGGUUCUGGUGGAGGCCGGUGGUGCUUUCAAAAGGCACUGAAAUGGUUGGUAUUCACUAUGUGGUGACAAAGAAAAGUUGUAUUUGACAUGAUAUAAACUUAUUUGGGGUCAGCAGUUUUUAUUAAUCACAGAAUGAACUGUAUAGCUUUUAUCCCUACUGAUCAUAUCUCCUCUCACAUUAAUUUUGUUCACCUAUGGCAUAUAUCCUUGUUUAGUUGACAUGUACUACAUUCGCAGGUAUUAUUUAUCUCUUGUUAUGCCAUCACAUCACUAUAUGAGCAAGUUUUUUUUAAUACAGCAGAGAAAACAUUUCCCAUUUGGUAUCAUCCUUACGUUUUUCCUUGUGUUUUACAUUUCAACUUUGAUUAACGGAGGUAGAGAUGUAUAAAACGCAAACAUCAUGCUAAAUGGACAGAACUAGCAAAUGACAUUCAAAUUGAGCUAAGUACAAUUGUUUUUGUUUUUUAAAAUCUUUUCCCCUUAAAUACCCUUCAAGCCUUUAAAACUCCUUGCCUAAAGGGCAGCGUAGCACUUUUAUUUAUUUGUACCGUCCCUGGAAAGUAGCAGUACCUUAACAUUGCAUCAGAAUGGAUAGAUAUUACUCUGAUAAAUCGCUGCAGUUUAAUACAGAUAUCAGAGUUAUUCUUUUCAUUCUGAUUCUGUGGUGGAUCCUUUUUAUUUCAGUGUGACUGAUGAUUUUUUUUUAAGUCUCCACUCUUUCAAAGAGAUUGGGAGAUACUUGUGGACAAUGUAAUUUGGUGUUAACUUAUAAAAAGAAAGACGCAAAAACAUGAUUACUGAAAGGGAUGUUUGGAGUGAAGACUUGGAGAGAAUGAGGUUUUUAGAUCUUGAGAUGGGCCUGGCUGUUUUUGUGUGUGAUUGUUUAAAGGAGAGAGGACGAAUUUUGAUCAGAGCUGUGUUUGAAGAUGUAAAGAUGUGUCCCAGUUCCUUCCUACGUAUUUGUUUUAACCAGGGUUUUGGCAGAGCAUUCACGCUUAAAACAUUUCAGAAUAAAAGUCAAAGGUGUUACUACUGGUGAUGCUAAAUUAGCUUCAUUAUUGAGUGUGGUGUUAAUGGACAAUAUUGUCCCCAAAUCUAACACAUGAAAAGAGGGAGCUCCUCAUAAGUGGAGACAAUUAAAACGUAUUGUACCCUGUUGUGAGACAGCUCCACAAAUACGGCAGAAAGCAAAAAACUCAAGUAUUAAAUAUGUUUUGCUUUGUCUUUGUUAUGGAUAUUAUCUGUUGUGCUCCAAAGUUGCAGUGUCAUACCGCAUUUCCUGUUGGUAUAGAACUGUAAAGUAUCUUAAUUUAUUGUAUACUAACAGUAAAAGUAUGAAGAUUAUUAAUAUGUAGUAUGAAGUUGGGGCACAGCUUAAAGCUUCUUGUAAGCAGAGAAAGAAAGCCCUCUAAAGUCCUGAUCUGGGCUCAAAUUGAUUGGGUUCCUCGUUGCCGGGUGGAGGUGAAUUAUGGUCAAAUUGGAAAAUGAUGCAAGAAAGGAAGGAAAUACUUCAACAAAUUAUCAUUUUUUUCUGCAUCAGCUUUUCGAAACAACAUUUUGUGUAGCAUCCACACCUGAGAAAGUUAAGCACGCUGGAAUAAAUUACAGUUUCAGAUCCAAACCUCUGCUCCUCUGCUGUCGUAGGAAAGUUGUAACAGCAGCUUAUUUAUUUAUAAUGGUUAUUAAACUUGUUUUGAAGUUUAUAGUUUACAGCGUUCCACAGAACUUCCCACCAUAAAUGCUUAAUCUCUAGUCUAUCAAAUAUAAAAUGUGUGACUUUUUGUUGCCAGUUGCCACUUUGAAUAUGGUUAUUUCCCCUUUUUAACAGUCCCUUUGGUCCAUUACAGUGUUUAAUUAUUGGAUAUGGACCUGUUUUUGGUUUUUAUGUAUUAUAUAAUUCUUUUAUUUUUCAUUCUUCGAUUUGGAGCAGCUGCACAGCUGCUGCUAUUUACAAAGUGGUGGAAGAACUGGCCUUCUCUCUCUUCACGGACUGUUGCCAUAGUGACAAAAACGAGAACAGGUGCAAAAGUCUUUCUGCAUAUUAUUAUCGGCUGUACAAAAAACAAAGUUUGUAUUUAUUGUGUACAAAUGUUAAUUAAUAAAAAAAUAUUGAAAA